UGGAGUCUUGAGUGGAGCUCCGGGAGUGAAGUUACCGGACGUAUAAUGGGAGCGGAGAGGUCCGAGGAGCCGGCGCCGCUGUACCGGGGGAGGUUUAUAGACCGGGCGCCCCAUGUCCGCUCUGCUGGAAAACUAUUCCCCACAGGAGAGAGAGCAGAAAGCUGUUUAGCUGAAGUUUACCGUAGGCCUGCUACUCCUCCUGUUGUGCAGAAGUUUCUUAAUUCAAGACGCCCCAAUCCAGGUGUGCGAACUGUUUUCUAUGGCAAAGCCAAUGACCCUAAGAAGGAAAACUACAUCAUUCAUGGUGUGAGCACCCGCCCUUCAUUAAGUGCUGGUUCACUAAUAAAUGUGCCAUUAAAAACUUUGUUCCAACAAAAAUUACUGGAGAAGAAAGAAUCUCUAUAUUCUAGUGCCAGGAGAACACCUCUUGGGAAAUCUCAUGAUCAAGCAGCAGCGUUCCCAGCUGAUAUCAACUUCAAUGAAUCUACAUUUGGGCGAAAAUAUCAACGCAGUUUAUCAGCAGGUGUUCUUAUAAAUCCUUCUAGAAGCUUGCGAGAAAUAGAGGAAGACUCGGGCAGAGGACAUGAUCUUUAUGUGGUUACACAUAACGAUUAUGACGUUGGGGAGAUAAGAAACAGAAAAUAUGACUGGACAAAAUAUAAAAAGGACACCAGGUUUGGAAUUGAGACGCCUCACUUUAAUGAUGGCCGAAAUGUUGCACGAAGCUUAAGGUGGCUUCAGGAAAUGAAAAAGAAUGAAGCAGCUAACAUAGUUUCAAAAAGAGUCGAUGAUUUCCGGGAACGUUCACAGCAUCAACUUGGGAAGGUUCUGGACCCGAUCGCAGACAGUUUGAAAGUUCCUGCUGAUCAUACUUUUGGGAUUCUGCUUCGACCUGAAAAAUAUGGAGUUGGAGAUGUUCUUCACUACAGAGCCCCCAAAGAUUUUCUGCGUGGUAAAGAGAAGCAAAGGGCCAUACUGGCAACUGUUCAGCAACACUUGAAGAAAGCAAAUCAUCAACAUUUUACAUCAUUAUUGGAAGCUUUCAGGCAUUAUGACAAGAAUGGUGAUGGAAAAAUCGAUAAGGAUGAUUUGAAAAAGACCUGUGACCAGUUUGGUCUUGAUUUGGACCCUGUUCUCUUGGACUCCUUAAUAGAAUAUUGUGAUGUAGACAAAGAUGGUUUGAUAAGCUUCAUAGAGUUUGCAAACUUCCUGAACUGGAAAGAUAAAAUGUCAAUUGGAAGUGAAGUUUCACCUGAAGGUCAACUGAAACCUGAAGAUCUCAUGUUGGAAGAAGGGGCAUCAGAGAAGAUACUCCGGACUCUUUCAAGGGGAAACCAAGCUCCUGAAUUUUACGAGACCUCAUCUUCUAGGAUAAAUUCAGCGGUUGGACAUCUAAGUUCUUCUUAUAUUCAGACUUAUGGCAUACCUACUAUUCGGACAGAUCUUGCACCUCCUAGACUUCGCAGGAUCAGUGAUAGAACUAAUUAUGGGGAUGAGUCAAAUGCAUUUGGAUUGCUGUGUCCAUCCAUCUUUACUCAACACAUGGUCUAUGAAUGUGAUAUGUUUAAAUCAAGACCAAAGGAAGAGAUUGCACGCAUUCUACAUAAUAUUGGUGUUAAUAUUCCAGAUAACACUUUUGAAGAGCUGUGGAAAUUCGCUGAAAAGAGACAUCCAAAAGGAGAAGUUUCUGUUGAGACGAUGAGAAGUGUUUUAGAUGAUGUGCAGUCAAACACCAAAUUAUACUCAGUGGCUUGAAUAGCAGUUUAGUUAAAUGCAUA
Bufo gargarizans (Asiatic toad) is the source of this 1778-nucleotide messenger RNA. It is a transcript of the gene EFHB, whose product is annotated as EF-hand domain family member B. Bases 46 to 1755 code for a protein of 569 amino acids. Gene Ontology annotation, molecular function: calcium ion binding. The transcript has 13 exons. The record is from RefSeq and is a predicted model, not a curated record. NCBI's taxonomy places the organism in Eukaryota, Metazoa, Chordata, Amphibia, Anura, Bufonidae.